Molecule: messenger RNA, 642 nt
Organism: Anastrepha obliqua
Lineage: Eukaryota; Metazoa; Arthropoda; Insecta; Diptera; Tephritidae
Exons: 1
Coding region: 1-642 (213 amino acids)
Source: RefSeq, a predicted model, not a curated record
AUGAAGAGAAUAAGGCAGGAAAAAAGAACCUUGGCAGAGUUCCAUUGCGAAGUCAGUAAGGCACUUAAUCUUGCACUCACUAAAGUUGAGAUGGAUAGCUCAGGAAAUCCAUCACCUAUGAAAGAAUAUGCGAACAAGGAAGCUGUAAGGACAUUCAUUCUUGGUCUGAAUAGCAAAUAUACCAGCGGCACCCUAUAUAGCCACAAUCCAAAUGACUUAGAAACCGCUUACGCUAUCGCAAGUACAAUAUACCACGAUAACGUGAACUCACAGUUCGACAUUCCGCAAUAUAAUCAGCACAGACAAUAUAAUAGUACAUUGCAGUAUCAAAACCAAGGCAGAAAAUAUUACGAGAUACCACAAAGGUACAGACCCAAAGUACAGGUGCAAUACAAUCACACUGCACCCAGGCAACAGCACGAACCAAUGAACGUAGCUCCAUCACAACAGUACACGAGAUCCGCAAAUAGGAAUCAUUCUGCUCCACAACAAAACAGCUAUGACCGCCAAAUGCAAGGAUUAGCUCCAAAUAAUCCAUUUCGAGGAGAUCCUCAAAAAAGAGACCGAAAUCCUUCAUCUCGUAACUACAACACACAACAGAAGGUACAACGUGUGAACCAAAUACGCGAGGAAAAACUUUAA